AACACAUUUGGAUUUCACAACACAUUAUGCAUUCAUUUGAUUGUCUCAUACAUUACACAAUGUUUUAUGGUUUACAAAGUUUUUUAAAUUAAAAAAUAUAUUUAAUUUUUCGCUUCAAUUAUGUAUUUAACUGUCAUUUCAAUGUGUAGUGUAUUAGAUAUGCGUUAAAAACAGUUUUGACCACAAUUUUGGACACUAUUUUUUUGGUGUCUAACAAAAGAUCUGAAAACCGAUGUCAAGACAUAGCCAUAAGAAACAACUUUUAAAUCUCAAGACUUGAAUAAUAUUAAUAGAAAUCUCUGCAAAAACUGAGCAAAACUUUCAAACAAAUCAACACUUAAUAUAAAUUAAUAUAAUUACGAGUCUAUCGGAUGUCAGGGCUGUCCCCACCAUAGCACCCGGGUAUACGUGAAGAGGACAGGCGUUACAGUCGGUGACAGUACCGGGAAAAUGGAGCUAAAGGUGUGGUGCGAUGGCAUACAGCGGGUGGUGUGCGGUGUGUCAGCCCAGACCACGUGCCAGGAGGUGGUGUUCGCCUUAGCCCACGCCACCGGACAAACGGGUCGUUUCAUACUGAUUGAGAAGUUCAGGAACCAGUCCGAGAGACUACUGGCCCCUAAUGAGCACCCGUUGCUCGUACUGACCCAUUGGGGCGAAUACGCACAGGACGUACAGUUUGUGAUGAAGCGCAGCGAAGGUAUCGCCGCCAAAGUGCACCAAAACUUGGCUACUAGUCCGCCGCAAGUACCCGGCUCAGUGUCGCAGGUCAUGCAUACGAGUGUGAAUACAUCUGGCUCGGCACUGGUGGGCAGUGGCGCCGGUAGUCCUAACAGAAGAGAUUUGUUUAAUAAUUCCGUUAAUAGAAAGUCCGGGAAUUUUCGACCAAAUUCUGAUAAGACAUCUUCGACAUCGCCAUCAAUGGCUAAACAGGUGUCAUCUCAAGCGGCACCGAUAGCCAAGAAUGGCAACAUUAACAGCACCACCACUCCCAUCGCCCACCAGCCCAUUGCGCAUAUUAGCGCACCGGCACUGACACACAAUCAGUCGACUACCAGUCCUGUGAAACAACAGCAACACUCGACGCCAACCAUUAAUAACACGACAAACACUAACUCAAUCUCUAGUCAUAACCUAAACACUACUAAUAGUAAUAGUAAUCAUAAUCUGAACACAAAUGUCAUUCAUAUGAAUAACAUGAAUAUGAAUACAAAUAUCAAUCAUAACAACAAUAAUAACAUUACAAACAACGAUAUGUUGACCGAAACGCAGCAAACAAAUCACCAAAAGUUGAUUAAAAACAACAAUAAUAUUAAUAACAGUAUUAACAAUAACAACGGCGACUCUAUGCCGAGCCCCAAGUCGAAGGGCACCCAUAGGCCCAGACACCCGCCCCCGUACAGCGAGGCUAUCAAUAAGUCGGCGUUGAUCACGAACACCGGCACCGGUAGCACAGCCACCACCACCGCCAACACUAGUCACGGGUUAGAGUACGACUACUCGUCUUCGUCGGACGAUCGACAACAGCCCCCACCAACUGCCUCAUCCCCUGUCCACUCCGGCACCGGUAGUAACAAUAAGCGCCGUUCCAUAGAGCCCUCACCACAGACGCAGACUAAACAGAAGACUGGAGGUGUGGGUGGAAAUGGUGGUACGGGAACUGGUAGUCAAAAAGAGCUGCUUCUGCACAGGGAUGCCAUAAGACUGGUCGACAUGCAAAAGGAGACGAUGAGAGCCCAGGAAAAGGAGAUGUCAGCCGUCGAGCGAGAGAUCGGUUCCAUCGAGAAGAAGCUGUUGGACAACGAGCUGCUCAUCAAUGGCUACAAAGAGGAAAUGGAUUGUCUUCAUCAGCAUUGGAUGGAACAGGAGGUGCUGGUCGACCAGUUCGAUGGGCCGUCGCUGGAGCUCGAGUUGGAUGAGCUGGUGAUGAAGGCGCAGACCUAUGAGGAGGAAGUGGUGACUGUGAAGCAGAAGUUGAGUGCCUGUGAGGCACAGAUAGGCGACUGUCGGCAACAGAUCACGAGAUUAAUGGAUGAGUUGGAGGACAGGGAGAGGCAACAGAAGGCCGACAAUGAGGUGAUGGCGAAGGAGGAGACCGAUAGGUUGGCCGACCAGUUGAUGGUAGCGCUCAGGGAUAGGAAGGAUGAUUUCGAGUCACAG
Molecule: messenger RNA, 2157 nt
Organism: Oppiella nova
Lineage: Eukaryota; Metazoa; Arthropoda; Arachnida; Sarcoptiformes; Oppiidae
Source: the annotation of a GenBank genome assembly